AUGGUGGAAAAGAAAGAAGACUUGGAAGAAGAAAAAGAGCGAGUCUUGGCGUGGAAAAAGCGACGAGAAGCCCGCAAAUUGAAACGUCAACGAGAGCCAACCGAUGAUGGUGAUGAUGGCUCUCCAACUACUACUGCCCAAAAUAAGGACGAGGAUGACUUCUCCAGUCUAUUGAUGGAAGCCAGCACUAUCAACAAUAUGGGGGAUGAAAAUGAGGAAGCUGAUGCUCAAUACGUUCCACUUUCCAAACGUAAAAAGAUGGAAACUGAAACGGUUCAAAAACAUCGAAGACGCUUCCGACAAAAGCUGGGAAAAGAUGACGGGGAUGAUGAAAACGACAGUGAUGCUGAAGGCGACAACAACGGCAAGAAGAAGAACAAAAAAGAAGACACUGAAGAACAACAGCAAGUCGAAUCUUUAUUGGAAUCGGCAGCAGCCUUGCAACAAAGUUUGACUCAAGAACAAAAGGACCAGAAUGUCAAGGACACGGAGGAAGCACGAAUCAUGAAAGAGGCUUCCAAAGUGCAAAAUAACGCACUCCAAGCGGCCUCGGAAUUGGCUUCGGGCGUGAUUUUUUCCGACCCAUUGCCUUCCACGUGGACGGCUCCCAAAUGGAUUCUGCAACAGGGAGAAGAAGGUUGGGAAAAGAUUCGCAAGGAGUGGCACAUUGAGCUAGAGGGCAAGGACAUUCCACCGCCCGUGAAACGAUUUGAAGAUUUGAAAUUUCCAUCGCCCAUUUUGGAAGCGCUGUCGGCCAAGGGUAUCAAGAAGCCGACACCCAUUCAGAUUCAAGGAUUGCCAGUGGCAUUAGCAGGUCGUGAUAUGAUUGGGAUUGCGUUCACUGGUUCUGGAAAGACCUUGACGUUUUCCUUACCACUCGUCAUGGCCGCUCUCGAGGAAGAGUUCCGAAUGCCACUCAUGCCCGGAGAGGGUCCCGUUGGAAUCAUUCUGGCACCCUCCCGUGAAUUGGCGAGACAAACCUUUCAAGUGGUCGAAGAGUAUUGCACUCAGAUUUCAAAGCAUCCAGACUAUCCCGAAUUGCGAUCCCAGCUCAUUAUUGGAGGAGAGCCCGUUCGAUCGCAAUUGGAAACUUUGGAAACCAAAGGUUUGCAUUGUUUGGUGGCCACUCCUGGUCGAUUGCGAGAUAUUCUAAAGAGAAAGAAUAUGCGAUUGGAUAUCUGUCGGUAUAUCUGUCUAGACGAGGCUGACCGCAUGUUGGAUCUUGGAUUUGAUGAAGAAGUUGGACACAUUAUGAAUCACUUUCCGCAUCAACGUCAGACAUUGCUCUUCUCGGCCACCUUUCCCAAAAAGUUUCAAGACUUUGCCCGUGAUACCUUGGUCCAACCCAUUGUGGUUAAUGUAGGCCGAGCGGGAGCCGCCAGUUUGGAUAUCAUUCAAGAGGUGGAAUACGUCAAGCAAGAAGCCAAGAUGGUGUACUUAUUGCAUUGUCUUCAAAAGACGGCUCCGCCAGUUGUCAUCUUUAGCGAAAAGAAGGGAGAAGUGGAUGACAUUCAAGAAUAUUUGCUACUGAAAGGAGUGGACGCUGUCAGUAUCCAUGGUGGAAAGGAUCAAGUGGAACGUAACGCUGCCAUUGACAUGUACAAGGCGGGAGAAAAGGAUGUGCUAGUGGCCACGGAUGUGGCGGCCAAGGGUUUGGAUUUCUCCAACAUUCAGCAUGUUAUUAACUUUGACAUGCCGGAUGAAAUUGAAAACUAUGUCCAUCGAAUCGGUCGUACCGGGCGUUGUGGCAAGACUGGAGUCGCCACUACAUUUAUCAACAAGAGCUGCGAUGAAACUUGUCUAUUGGAUUUGAAGCAUCUUCUCAGAGAAGCCCGCCAAAGAAUUCCUCCCGUUCUCAUGAUGUUGGAAGAUCCUCGAGAUCAAAAUGGUGGACUGGGUUGCUCGUACUGUGGUGGUUUGGGUCAUACGGUGGUGAAUUGUCCCAAGAUUGACAAGAAUUCCCGACAGAUGGCGAGUGGCCGAAAGGAUGCCUUGGCAACUGGAGAAGGCUAUGGCGGAGAUUGGUAG
Cylindrotheca closterium is the source of this 2028-nucleotide messenger RNA. The record is from the annotation of a GenBank genome assembly. NCBI's taxonomy places the organism in Eukaryota, Bacillariophyta, Bacillariophyceae, Bacillariales, Bacillariaceae.